This is a messenger RNA of Boeremia exigua, 1575 nucleotides long. RefSeq lists its product as uncharacterized. The record is from RefSeq and is a predicted model, not a curated record. Bases 1 to 1452 code for a protein of 483 amino acids. NCBI's taxonomy places the organism in Eukaryota, Fungi, Ascomycota, Dothideomycetes, Pleosporales, Didymellaceae. The transcript has 5 exons.
AUGGCCAAACCCCCGUCUAACCCAGCAAAGCAGACCCUGACAUUGAACCACAGCACUCCUCAAGCCCCUACACCCCUCCACACCCCGUAUUCCACCACCGCAACACCCUUCCCUCCACCAGCAAGCUUCACCUCAGAACACAUCCGCCACCUAACCUGCCCCUCGACCAGCCCGUAUUCUCAGCCUCCCCCGCAACGAGCAGAACCGCACACAUACCGCCCUGUACAUACCGCUCUCGUCCCCGCGCUGCUGUUCGUCCCCGCAUACUACGUCCCCGCGCACACGCCCUGCGACUGCUGUAAGAGCGAGGGCGAGGGCGAGGACGUGGAGACGCCAGCUGCAAGCUCAGCGUCGGAUUCGGGAUCAGAAACGGGGGCGGUGUUGGAUGUAGAGACUGCAGAGAUGUACGUCGGGGGUGUGUUGGAUAGUGAUUCAGCGUCGAGCGAGACUGGGGAGUACACGCCGUGGUUCCGGUCUGCUGCGGAGCAGUUUAAGGAGAGCGUGGGGGAAGUGGAUGGAGAGCGGUGGAGGGGGAGGGAUGGAUGGGAGUGUGACUUUUGUGGGGCUACAGAAAAUGCGACUGGGGUCAAGUUCACGGUCAGAAACCCGACCUUCACCCUUUUCUCGAGGAAAUCCCUUUCCACGGAAACUCUGUCGAACAAGCCGCCACUUCUUUCGGGCACUGCCAUAUGCUCAGCGCCCGCAUCGUUGACAGCCGAGUCCAGCAUGUCAAUCCACGCCAUUAUCGAUGAUAUCAAGCAGGGCGGCGCCGCUGAUGACGACUUCAUGAAGCAGCUUCGAGCUGGCAUGAACACGAUCCUCGAUGGCAUGCAAGAAAUGGGCCACAGACGCGGUGACGCAAUGUGCGAGCUCGAAGAGGAGUUGCGCGACGGUGGUCACUUGGACCAUUCAGAUCUUGUUUCCAAGAUUCGGGCGUUGGAAGAGGAGAGGGCGGCCUCGAAGAAGGAGAUCGAAACUCUGCGACUUAAUGCGCGCACUACGCCGCAUCAGAAUGAAUCGCCUGCUGGGCUCUCAAACAAACGCAAGAAAGCGCUCGCGAGAAUGAUCAAUAACAGCAUCUCUCAGAACAACGAUGCCCACGUUUACAUCAAGUCCAGAGCAAACUCCAUGAUCACGGAAGCAGGGGAGAGCCAUACAAUAAUCCUUGAUCUGGAGAAUGCCGAACAGGAAUCUCGCAUAAUUCACGCAACUGGAAACCCUGCUGCAGCCCAAGAUUUGAGGUACGCGUUGAGACGCUCGGUAGCCAUCUCCAAGCGUCUUUUGGAGGGGGGUAAGAGCAUCAGCAAGAACUGGGACACACAAAAUGAUCGAACUUGGGACAUCUUCCGCGAGGAGAGGGCGCUUACCCGCCAACGAAUCGACAAUUUGAGGAAGCUUGCGUUGGAACUGGGCUUGAACAUGAAGUUGAUCAGCGAGGACUCGACCCUAUGAGGGUCCAUAGUACUCUGACGAACGGUAUUGCUGACCGUUGAGAAGGCUCAGGGUCUUUCGAAGAUAAGGGCUGUUGUAAUCCGUUGAAAGGUGGCGGAUUCGCGACUAAAUUGCGGAUGUUUU